AUGCCAGCUGAGGUGGUUGGUACGGUGGGAGAGAAUGAAGGACGGAGAGCUGAUGAAGUGGACGACAAAUCGGAAGAAGAAAACGGUGCCGAUGAUCUGAAAUGUCUUGAUUGGCUUGUUAAUUACAGAUUACCUGAAUACUUUGUUUCCUUGGAUGAUUCAUUUCAUCAGAAGAAUCUCUUUCGCAAUUCCAACGAUGGAUCUGCCUCUGAAGAUAUGUACUGCGAAGAUAAUGAUUAUGUUGCAAUAGAACAAGUGAUUUAUGAUACUUCGGCAGAGAAGCGUUUGGCUAAGAAGUGCUCGCUGUUGUGUUGGAUAUUCCGAGUACUGGCUACAUCAUCGGAACGCCAACUUUCCCUGAACGAUAUAUAUCAUCGCUUCCUUGUUCUAAAUUCUGAUCGGGGAAAGCUGCCACCAAAUUGGAAAUUUUCCGUUGGAGAAACACUGCUCAAUUCGAAAUGUUUUAUAUAUAAGCAUUCUCUAUGGUCAAUUAAUGCUGACUUCGCAUUAAAACAUGAACAUGAUGCACUUGCUCAAGGGCUUUCACAUCGCUGUCCACCCUCUGUUUCUUCAACAUGUGAAAUUGUUGAUAUUUCAAAUAAAAGUUCAUCUUCCAAUAAUAUGCUGAGAAAUUUUCAACCACACGAAGUCAAAAGACAAAGCUGCGAAACGCGAAAAAUAAUUGCCUAG
Messenger RNA from Cercopithifilaria johnstoni, 690 nucleotides. Lineage: Eukaryota; Metazoa; Nematoda; Chromadorea; Rhabditida; Onchocercidae. The record is from the annotation of a GenBank genome assembly.